Antechinus flavipes (yellow-footed antechinus) is the source of this 1755-nucleotide messenger RNA. Its product is annotated as PDZ domain-containing protein 2-like. The transcript is spliced from 11 exons. Lineage: Eukaryota; Metazoa; Chordata; Mammalia; Dasyuromorphia; Dasyuridae. Bases 1 to 1755 code for a protein of 584 amino acids. The record is from RefSeq and is a predicted model, not a curated record. Gene Ontology annotation, molecular function: protein binding.
AUGGGCAUUGACAACCCAUCAAAGUGUGCCACAGCUUUUCAGGAGCAUUAUCUGGCUGAUCAGUGCUGGAAUGGCGGCUUUAUCUACCUAAUCAUGCUACGCCGCAUUAAGCGCAAGGCUCCUCUCCCUCCUUCUAAUGGCAACAACAGCAACAGCUGUGAACCUAAAGCAACUCCUACCUCAGAGCCCAGCAGCCGUCUGGUGCAAAAUGGGAAGAGAACAAGGAAAUUUGGAGUCAUCUCCAGGUCAUCUGUCAGUAAGGACAGUGGGGAGAACAGGAACAAUCAGGACUCUGAGCUAGAGAAUGGACAUUGUGCCCUCAUGGAGAUGGGUGGCCCGCGGCUAGAGACCAUGGAAGUGGGUGACAGGACAGAUGAACAGUUGCCAAAUACAGAGGUUCCUCUAGUCACGGGCCAUUAUAGACCUCGCUUAUCUGAAGGAAAGUCUGAUUUCAAGCCAAGUGACCAUCUGACACAGCGGGAAGGCUGCCGGAUAUGGAAGAUGCACAUGGUGAAAGGAUCAGACGGCCUGGGCAUCCAGAUAACUGGAGGCCGAGGAUCAAAGCGAUCACCCCACGGAAUCAUUGUCGCACACGUAGAAGAAGGAGGUGCCGCUCACAGGGAUGGCAGGCUGACCUCAGGAGAUGAGUUAUUAAUGAUCAAUGGCCAGUCACUUGUUGGCCUCUCACAUCAGGAAGCUGUGGCCAUUCUCCGUGCUGCAGCUGGGCUCGUUCAGCUGGUGGUGGCCAGCAGGGAAAAUUCUGAAGUGGACUUCCUCAAAUAUCCAUCUACAAGUUUGCCAGACUUGCUUAGUACUUAUUCAGGCCCGGAUGCUUCCUCUUAUACUGAUAAUAAGGAGAACGAAGAGCCAGAUGCUGAAGAAGAAAAGGGAGCCAGCCAGUCACCAAACCAUGGAGCAAUGAUUGAUGUUGAUAAGUCCCAAGAUCCCAGUUGUCUUGAAGGAUCCCAGGGGAACUGCAAGAGCCCCACUAUGGGAAGCUGCAUGAUGAAGUGCCGGAGCCGUUCCCAAGGAGGUGCGCCUCGUCUCGAAUCUGUUGGAGAAGAUGAUGAGCUAACAGUAGAAAAUGGUGAUUCCAACGUGGAGAUAUUGGAGAAGUUAUCUCGAAGUGCCCGGAAACAUUCUCUUCCACAGCAGCUUGACUCUGUUGGGGCAAGACAGGAAUACCACAUUGUGAAGAAAUCAACUCGGUCCUUGAGCACUGCUCAGGUGGAAUCCCCUUGGAGGCUAGCUCAGCCCUCCAUUAUCUCCAAUAUCGUGUUGAUGAAAGGACAAGGCAAGGGCCUUGGCUUCAGUAUUGUGGGAGGUCAGGAUUCAGCUAGGGGCCGGAUGGGAAUUUUUGUCAAGACAAUUUUCCCAAAUGGAGCUGCUGCUGCAGAUGGAAGACUCAAAGAAGGGGAUGAAAUCUUAGAAGUGAAUGGAGAAUCCCUACAGGGACUGACCCACCAAGAAGCCAUUCAGACCUUUAAGCAACUCAAGAAAGGUGUUGUGACCCUCACAGUACGGACAAGGUUACGCAGCCCAAGCCUUACUCCAUGUCCAACACCCACACUAAUGAGCCGAUCCAGCUCUCCAAACUCUAAUACCAGUGGAGGAACUCCUGCACCUGGCUCUGAUGAAGGAGAUUCUUCCUCUUUGGGUCGAAAAGGCCCUGGUCCCAAGGACAGGAUUGUCAUGGAAGUUACACUUAACAAAGGUGAUAUCAUGUGCUCCGCAAUGGGUCCUGUUCUCUUAUAA